Penicillium arizonense is the source of this 1488-nucleotide messenger RNA. RefSeq names its product membrane insertase OXA1. The record is from RefSeq and is a predicted model, not a curated record. The transcript has 3 exons. Gene Ontology annotation, biological process: protein insertion into mitochondrial inner membrane from matrix; mitochondrial respiratory chain complex IV assembly. Gene Ontology annotation, molecular function: membrane insertase activity. Gene Ontology annotation, cellular component: mitochondrial inner membrane. Bases 1 to 1488 code for a protein of 495 amino acids. Lineage: Eukaryota; Fungi; Ascomycota; Eurotiomycetes; Eurotiales; Aspergillaceae.
AUGGGACCUGUUGGCCUGAAAGGGCCCAAUGUUACCGCGGCGUUUGCUCGUCAGCGGGUGGCUGCCAUGUCCCGGUCCACUCGAUCUAUCUCGACCUUCCGGUCCCAAUCGCUUCGCUUCCCCGCCAACCGGGGACAAUUUAAGUCGGCACUGUCCGGAAAUGCCCCCUGGCGCAUGGCACCGGCCGCCAUCGGUCCGGCCGCAAUUCGUUUCAACUCUACGUCCUCGAACCAACCACCCACCGAAAUCGCCGAUAAGGCAACAAAUUCCGAAUGGUCAAAUACAUCAGACCUUUUUGACAUCACAACCAUUCCCGAGCGCAUUGGAUAUCUCAAGGAGCUUGGACUGGAUUACGGCUGGGGCCCUUCGUCCAUGAUUCAAUGGCUGAUCGAACACGUGCACAUCUGGACAGGCAUGCCCUGGUGGGCUAGUAUCGUGGCUGCUGGUGUCAUUACCCGUCUACUUCUGUUGAAGCCAGUCAUGGAUGCCGCUAGUAUGGGAGCCAAGAUGAGGAACGUCAAGGAAGAGACCGACCCAAUUCGCACGAGAAUGGUCGAGGGAACGCGCAACGGUAACCAGCAAGAUGCUCAGAUGGCAAGGGCUGAGUUGUCUGAGAUUCACAAGCGGGAGGGAAUUGUCGCAUGGAAGUCGUUCGUUCCCAUGGCGCAAAUCCCGCUUGGUUAUGGUACCUUCCGUGUCGUGCGAGGAAUGACUAGUUUACCCGUACCCGCUGUGGCCUCUGAAUCUGUCGCCUGGAUUAAUGACCUCACUAUUGCUGAUCCGACAUAUUUGCUGCCGGUCAUGUCUGCGGCCAUGCUGAUGGUGGUUCUCAAGAAAGGAGGAGAAGCUGGCACAAUGCCCGUCUUGAACUCGUCUGCAGGAAAGGCCCUAAUCUACGGCCUUCCUACCGUUUCUUUUGUUUUCAUGGCUUUCAUGCCUUCCGCCUUACAGCUUUACUUCGUCGUAACCGGUGCAUGGGGUCUUGGCCAAACGUACCUCAUCAACUCGGAAAAAUUCCGGCAAUGGAUGGACAUGACAAUGGUCAACAAGACAGACGCUGGAAUGAAGCACCUGUCUAACCUCACCAAGAAUACCCACAGCAAGGGCCUUCGUCUUCUGAUGGAACGGAUUGAGUUGGAAAAAGCCGAACGCGAAAAGGCGCGUGCCCAAGGCUUCCACCUCCCCGAGAAGGAUAAUGGUGACAGGGCCCCGGGAAAGGUCAGUCUCGUUGACCGCUGGGUGGCCAAUGCCAAGGAAGCUGGUAAGGGUAUGGCAAAGGAUAUCCAGGAGAAACUGAACACCAGUCCCACGAAACAAACGGGUCGCCUCACUGCCGAAGAACAAAAGCGGGCGAUGGAAUAUGAGACUCAGCGAAGUGUUGAGGAGAAGGCUAUCCGUGACGAGCGUAACCAGGCUCGCAGAAAGGAGCACAUUACGAGACUCCGGGACGAGAUGACGAAGGCAAAAGACUCUUCGAAGCGCAAUUAA